GGCUCCUCCCCCGGCCGCCUGCCCGGUGCUUUCGGUUUCCGUUUCCCCCGGCCCCGGGACCGCAGCGAAACCAGCCCAGCAGCUCCCUGGGAGCCUCCGGGUAAAUGCUCUCCCCCGCCAUGCAGAGCCUGGAGCUGCAGGAGCAGGACCUGACCGAGAUGGGCUCCCUGAUCCAGUCCCGUGUGGUUCUGGAGGUUUCCACCCAGGUCCAAACCCUGCUGGAUUCGCUGGACUCUGCUACCCUGGACAUCGCCGUGACGGGCGAAUCCGGCGCCGGCAAAUCCACCUUGGUCAAUGCCCUCCGUGGCCUGAGUGACUCGGACCCUCGCGCCGCCCCCACCGGCGUCGUGGAGACCACCGCUGAGCCCACACCCUACCCCCACCCCGGCUUCCCCAGCGUCCGGCUCUGGGACCUCCCCGGCACCGGCACCCCCAGCUUCCGGGCCGAGCGGUACCUGGAGCAGGUGGGCUGGAUGCGCUACGAUUUCUUCCUCCUCGUGGCUUCGGAGCGGUUCCGAGAGAGCCACGCCCGGCUGGCCCGGGCCCUGGCCGCCGCGGGAAGGCGCUUCUACUUCAUCCGCACCAAGGUGGAUCAGGACCUGCGGGCAUCCCGCCGGCGCCGGCCGACCCGCUUCCAGGAGGGCCAGGUGCUGGGCGAGAUCCGCACGGACUGCGCCCGCCAGCUGGAGAAGGAAGGCGAGGCCGCCCCGCGGGUUUUCCUGCUCUCCGCCUUCCAGUUGCAUCGCUUCGACUUCCCGCGGCUGCAGGCCACGCUGGCGGACGAGCUGGCCGGGCACAAGCGCCAUGCGCUGCUCCUGGCCCUGCCGGCCCUGACGGCCGAGGCCGUGGGGCGCCGGAAGGAGACUCUGCGGCGCCACGUCUGGAAGAAGGCCCUGCUGGCGUCCCUGGUCUCGGCGCUGCCGGGGCUCCCGCUGCAGAUCAACGUGCCCAUGCUGGUGGAGACGCUGGGCUCCUACCGCCGCAGCUUCGGCCUGGAUGAGGAGUCCCUGGGGGCGCUGGCCCGGGCAGGCGCUGGCUCCCCGCAGCGGCUGCGGGCCCAGGUGCGCUCGGCGCUGGGCCGGGCGCUCUCCCCGGCGGCUGUGCGGGACGCGCUGAGCCAGGCCGCGCUCUGUGGGCAGGCAGCCGCCCGCCUGGCCCGCACCCGCCUGCCGCUGCUGGAGAACCUGGUGGCCGGCGGCAUCUCCUUUGUGGCCGCCUACUACCUGCUGCACAGCGCCCUGGAGGGCUUCGCCGGUGACGCCCAGCGGGUGCUGGAGGCUGCCUACGGGACAGGGGAGGAGGGGGAGCCUUGUGACCCCCCUGAUCCCGGGUUCCUCUAUGACUGAGGGACGGGAUCUGCUGGGCGAGGGGGGCUGCUGGAGGCUUUGUGCCCCCCCGCCAGCCUCUGUGCCUGCCCCCCUCCCCAGCCCUCUCCCACUUCUAUCCCUCUCCCCCUCCUCUGGCUGCUAGCCCCCCCCCCCACACUUCCACUUCUCUCCCUUCACCUGGUCCCCUGGGGCUCCCUUAACAAAACAAUAACUCCCCCAUCCACACACCAGCUCUAUGGGGGGGGCCGGGGCUGGGAGGACUUCCAGUGGGGCCAGAUAGUGCCAGGAGCGCGAGGAGCAUUGUGGGUAGCCUGGGAGGGACGUGUGACCAUGGUUGGACCUCAGCAGAGCGUUGAGGGAGGAGGUGCCCAGUAGGGGGGUGGGGUGGCCUGUGGGGCAGGAUGAUGGCUGGUGUGGGGGCGGUCUCCUGUGCUGACGGGACAGGCACCGUCUGCUCCCCGUGGAGACGUGAGGGCCGUGCCUCCUUCCAGCCACGUCGUGGGAUUGUGCAAGCCAAGGCCCGGUCUAUGCAUCAAAUUUAAGUCAACGUAGCCACCUUGCUGGGGGGCGGGAAGAACCACUUCCCCGAGCACUGUGGCUAGGCCGACAUACCCGUGGUGUAGACACCGCUAGGCUGAUGGAAGGAACCUUCCGUUGACGCAGCUACCAUCACUUGGAGAGGUGGCGUUCCUAUGGCGAUGGCCAACCUCUUCCAUUGCUGUCGGGUGUGAGUAUGGUACAGGGUUAGGCCGGCCUAGCCACGGCGUCCUAGCUACGGUGCUAACGCCCCAUAGGGUAGCCAUGGCCCAGGGCAUAGGAGAUCACAGGAGGCUGAGGUUGGGGGUGGAGCUGGUCAGGACUUUCCCAGCAGAGCAGCCUUCUGUCAGAAAACGGGCUCUUGUCGGAAUCGAAACGGUGCGUGGGAAACUGACACAGUUGUUUUUUGGGGAAAAAAAAUCAAGGAAAAAACUCCAUUUUGAUACAAGCAUUUGGAUGUCUGGGUUCAACAUUCUGGUUGGUUGUUUUCAAUUUUUAACAAUUUGUAGAUGGUCAAAAUUGGAAGGAAACGUUUUAGUUUUAUCAGAUUUAUUCUAUUGGAUUUUUUUCUGAUUUGUUGGUUGUUUCUGAUUUUUAAAAAAAUCAGCGUUGGAAAGAAACAUUUUGAUUUUAGUGGGUUUUAUUUCAUUGGAUUUGUUUAACUUUUAAAAAGUCAAUAUUGGAAGGAAACAUUUCAGUUGUGUUGGAUAUUUUUAAUUUUUUUAAUUUUAAAAAAAUCAAUAUCAGAGGGGAAACAUUUUAUUGGAUUUUAUUUGAUUGCAUUUUUUAUUAUAUUAACUUUUACAUUUUGUAAAAGUCAAAACCAGAAGGAAACAUUUUGAGUUAUUUUAUUGGAUUUUAUCAGAUUUUAUUUUAUUCAAAUUGAUUAUAUUGGAUAUUAUUUGAUCAGGUUUUUAAAAUGUUAUUGAACGUGAAUGUUCCAAUUAGCCCCAGACCAAAAUAGUUUUCCCCAACAAUUUAGUUUCAUGGGGAAAUUGUCAAAUUUAUUUCUGGUUUUCAUCCUGAUUCAGAAGAAAACCAAAUUUCAAAAUAUCCAAAUUUCUCAUGGAGCAGAAAUUCUGACUUUGGACCAGUUCCGUCGAGGAGCCAAUCUUGGCCACAGGGUUUGGCUGAGAGACUGUGGAGGGAGACGAUAUGCAAAGGCUGCGUCCCUCUCACUGGACUGAGAAUUAGGCUCCUCUUUUAGUAUCCAGGGCAUGGCUUGAACUGGGACAUCAAAUCCAGAUGUCAGAGCCCAAAUUCAGAGCCAUAAUACAGGUAACCUCUGGAUCUCUCACUUGUUACAUUAACUGGACAGUGGUAACAAAAUAGCCCCUUAUUUUUGUAAAGCAAAGGAUGUUUAUUAAAUAAAACCUCUAUUUUUCUCAGA
This is a messenger RNA of Dermochelys coriacea (leatherback sea turtle), 3255 nucleotides long. RefSeq names its product interferon-inducible GTPase 5-like. Bases 105 to 1346 code for a protein of 413 amino acids. Gene Ontology annotation, cellular component: membrane. The transcript has 2 exons. Gene Ontology annotation, molecular function: GTPase activity; GTP binding. Lineage: Eukaryota; Metazoa; Chordata; Testudines; Dermochelyidae. The record is from RefSeq and is a predicted model, not a curated record.